This is a messenger RNA of Pelodiscus sinensis (Chinese soft-shelled turtle), 3080 nucleotides long. The record is from RefSeq and is a predicted model, not a curated record. NCBI's taxonomy places the organism in Eukaryota, Metazoa, Chordata, Testudines, Trionychidae.
GAGUAUGUGGGCAAGACUCACCAGCCAGACACCCAGAAAGCUCUCUAUAGUAACUCCUAUCAUCCCUCCAUUGACCUAUUCAUAAGCUAUGUGACCUGGGGAAUUACUGGGGGGACCUGGUGCGGGGUGGCUGAAGGGGUUGGACCCCCCCACACACACACACACUUAGCAUGGCAGUGGAAACCAGAAUGACAUACCAGCCUGCUCCACUCUCCCACCCAUUUCCCAGCUCACUAUGCUCCACUUCACCUUAGAGGCAAGAAGCAGAGAGCCUCAGCCCCAGCCCAGCCUGCUCCCCUGAGUCCUGCAUUGUUCGGGGGAUCAGAGCGUGUCAGGGCAGGGGCUCUUCACUUCCUCCCACUGCCAUGAAGCAGAGCACAGUGAGAUGGGAGAGGGGAAGGGCGGGACAGAGCAAGCUGCUGUGUCAACCAGCUCCUGUUACUUUAAUGAGUGCAGGGACCCCAACCCCUGUUGCUACACCAUGCCAGGCCCCUCACAUAAUCCUCCAGGCUGUUGUGACCCCACAGGUCCCAUCCAUAGGACAGUUGAGGCAGCCACUGCAGGUCCCCCCCCAAAGCAUGAGGCCUGGGGAAGCUUUCCUGAACCUUCCUAUGGGUGGGAUGGUUCUACAUUCCCGCACCAUCUGUGGAAACAGAACAAGGAAUCAGGUAUCCUCCCAGGAGAUCUUGCACCAUACAAGUCAUGGUGGAAGCCCAUUUCCUUUUGUUGGUGACAAUGUAAUGGCUUGCUUUUCAGGGCUGAUGGGUCAAGUGACGGAUGUGGCUGGAAAGGGACAGCAGGAAAAGAUUCCUUCUUGAUGGAUGGGCCUCCUGCAAUGAAUGAUAGUUUAUAGAGACUGUAGAAGAUGUCGAACCACAGUACCGGUGACAUCAAGCCCCCAUGUUUACCCCGGAAUGGACUGGUGAAGAUCCCUACCCAGCCCAAUGGACUUGGCUCUGCCAGCAUCACCAAAGGGACACCAGCAGUGAAAAACCGGCUCUGCCAGCCUUCUUCUGUGCCUGCCAUCAUCAGCCCAGCCUUAUCCAAUCACAGUGACCUGCCCAUAACCAGUCUGGCAUCACCACUGUCCUUGGCAACUCUGGCUGGGGUGCCAUCCCCUUCUGGCACCUCCAUGGUGGGACUGACCUUGAGUGAGGCCUCCCCGACAAAUGAGCACCCCUCCCCAGAGACGCUCCCUGGAUCCCUUACGGAAAGGCAACUGGCUGUGGAUGAGAAGAUCCUCAAUCGCUUGUUCUGGUACUUUUCAGCCUGUGAGAAAUGUGUCCUGGCCCAAGUAUGUAAGGUGUGGCGACGGGUCCUGUAUCAGUCCAAGUUCUGGGUAGGCUUGACACCAGUGCUGCACACCAAAGAGCUCUACAACACUCUGGCUAGUGGUGAGAAGGAGUUUGUUAACCUACAAGGCUUUGCCAUCCGUGGCUUUGACAGCUUCUGCCUGGUGGGGGUCUCAGACCUGGACAUUUGUGAGUUCAUUGACAAUUACCCCCUGUCCAAGAAAGGGGUGAAGUCUAUGAGCCUUAAGAGAUCGACCAUCACGGAUGCAGGGCUUGAGGUGAUGCUGGAGCAGAUGCAGGGUGUGGUGCGCCUGGAGCUCUCCGGCUGCAAUGACUUCACAGAAGCGGGCCUGUGGUCAAGCCUGAAUGCUCGUAUCACCUCCUUGAGCAUCAGCGACUGCAUCAAUGUGGCUGAUGAUGCCAUCGCUGCCAUCUCCCAGCUGCUGCCCAACCUGACGGAGCUCAACCUGCAGGCCUACCAUGUGACGGACACGGCCUUGGCCUACUUCACUGCCAAGCAGGGCUACACCACCCACACUCUGCGCCUCAGCUCCUGCUGGGAGAUCACCAACCAUGGGGUAGUCAAUAUGGUGCACAGCUUGCCCAACCUGAGCGUGUUGAGCCUCUCUGGCUGUUCCAAGGUAACUGAUGAUGGGGUGGAGCUGGUGGCUGAGAACCUGCGGAAGUUGAGGAGCUUAGAUUUGUCAUGGUGCCCUCGGAUCACGGACAUGGCUCUGGAGUAUAUUGCCUGUGAUCUGCAUAAACUGGAGGAGCUCGUACUUGACAGGUGUGUGCGGAUUACAGACACUGGACUCAGUUACUUAUCCACCAUGUCAUCUAUUAGGAGCCUGUAUCUCCGCUGGUGCUGUCAGGUGCAAGACUUUGGCCUGAAGCAUCUCCUGGGCAUGAGAAGCUUGCGCCUGUUGUCUCUUGCUGGCUGCCCUUUGCUGACAACCACUGGGCUCUCAGGUCUUGUCCAACUUCAAGACCUAGAGGAGCUGGAGCUGACCAAUUGUCCUGGUGCCACUCCGGAGUUGUUCAAGUAUUUCUCCCAGCACCUGCCAGGCUGCAUGGUGAUCGAAUAAGCAGUCUCAAGGAUUGGCCAACCUUCGCUCCCAAUCCAGCACUGAUCAACUAACCGGAGUUAUCAUUUUGUGUUUCUUUUGUUAUGUUUGGGGAGAGAUGCUUACCAUGCUGUUGAUUUAAACCACUCACCGUGUAUACAGCAAUCAAGAAUUAAUUAAUCACAUCAAUGCAUUGGAUGAAGACACCUAGAGAGAGAGAUAUUUGCUAUCUCCAUAACAAUGGGCAUCUGUCUGUUCCUUAAGAUGUGACCUUCAUGCAAGAAUAUCUCUGCAAAAUUUGUAAAUUUUCCACGCCUUCAUCACCUCUCGGCUUUUUUGUAAUGGUCUGUCCUGAAAAAACAAUUAAUUUAAAAGAUACGGCCAAACAAAACUCAACAAAAUCAGAGCAAAUGAAACAAAGUAAAUGAAUGAUCAUGAAUGGAGAGCUGAGACAGAAUGACACUGUUUCAUGGCCCAAAAGGUGUUCCUUUUUGUGCUGGACCCCCAGAUGUGGCUUUUGCCCAAGGUCUUGUGUCACAGCAGUUAGAAGUUCCUUCUGACUGCCUUCUGGGUGGGAUUGGUGUUGUGUCUGGGGGAGAAGCCCAAUUGGAGACCCUCUCCAUUCUGGGUUCUGGAUGAUCAAACCCAGUGUUUCCAUAGCAUCUGAACCAGAAAGCUAAAAGAAUCCUGACGGACAGAGAGACUUGAAGAAGAAGAAAGAAUG